Molecule: messenger RNA, 393 nt
Organism: Monascus purpureus
Lineage: Eukaryota; Fungi; Ascomycota; Eurotiomycetes; Eurotiales; Aspergillaceae
Source: the annotation of a GenBank genome assembly
AUGGUGACGAUAAGCAAUGCUGGAGAUGUCAGGGAAGAGGUAUGUGGCUUGGUUGAUACUCUUAACCUCACGCCUCUUCUGAAAGCCGUCAGUCAGGUUAUGUUUUCUCCAACUGACUCGUUCUGUACAUUCUGGAAUAGCCAGCAUCAGGUUAAUCACCUCAAAGAUGUCAUGAAGCCCAAUGAGUUCGACGAUCCAGAGCGGGCUGAGCUGAUUGACCGGAUCUAUUAUCCGCUGAAGAUAAAUGCCUCUGAGAGCCCGUCGUCUCGGCCUGUCUAUGGCUCAGCGAUGUGGAUGUGCCUGCGGUCGAAUCCUGUUUCUCGAACAGCCUCACCUUCCAGGCGCAAGCGACUGGUAACGCAAGCCAUGCUGGAAGAGCCUAAGUUGACCUGA